AUGCCUGGUGAUGAAGGAGCAAAUAAUGAAUUACUUCAAAUUGCGGCUAAACAAGAUUCUUGUUUUGCUUUUCAAAAUUCAUUAAGAAGUCUUCCGAGAAAAGAAUUCAUUCGAUUUUCCAAUUUAACUUCUUCACAAUCUAUUCUCACCACUUCUCAACAAUUACCAACGAUUUCUAAAUUAAUUGAACAUCACAUGAUGGUUUUCAGAAAUUGUACGCAUGAAUUUAUACCGAUUUAUGAAAUUAUUUCUGAGGAUAACAUUGAAUUGGCAGGAUUGACUGAAUUCGAAUUACAGUUAUUGAUGAAGAUUUUUGAUCAAAACGUAACCAUUAUAAAAGCCGAAAAAAUAAUAAAAGCUGGAAACGUAUUGAUAAAUAAAUUGUUAGUGUGGUAUCAACAAGAAAAGUUCCCGUUAAGAAGAGCCAGAAUCUUGAUUGAAAAGUCUAAGAUAGCUGGAUAUACUGAAACAAAUGAAGUCCAAUUUCGUUUAGAACUAAUUCAAGAUGCAAUUAAUUUAUUAGGAGUUAAGUAUUUAGCAGAGGAUAGUAAUCUUCAACAUUUCCGUAAUUAUUACCUAGCUAUUGCUCAUUCUUGGGCUGGAAUCCUCAAAUUAAUUUCUGGACAGUCGUUCACACAAGAAUUUAAAUUCGCAUUAACAUUAUGGAAAGAAAUACUAAAUGAAAUUGAAGACGCAAAGAAAAAUAUUGAUGACACAGAGAGAUUUUAUGUCCAUCUUCAAAUGUUGGCUGAUUUUUUUGGAGUAUCAAAUCAACACAUAUAUCACAUCAUGACAUUAAAAAUAAUGUUGAGACUUAAUAAUGGUAUAAGACGUAGUACCAUUAAAACACAUUCAGGUUCUGUGUACUUAUUUGUCCGAAUAGGGCAAAUAUACACGAAUCUUGGGUACACCGGAAAGGCAGGCUGGGCAUUUUCUCAAGCUGAGAUUAUUUUGGGUUCAGGUGUUUGCAUAGAUGAAGCCAAAUUGACAUGGAUGUUAGGUUAUAGUUAUUAUUUAUGCAUAAUUGGCAAUUUAAAUGAAAGAUCCCUAGCUAAAAAUCCUAAAAAUCGAAAAAUCGAGCAGUUGUUACUGGCAGAUGCAUUUUUGACACGAUCAUACAUCUCAAUAUGUCUGGGUUUCUUGGAAGAUGCAAUCUUAAAUUGUAAACAGGCUAUUAGAAUUCUUAAUAGGAUGAUUAGGCAUAUCAAUGCAAUUAAUGUCUUUCAUGGCCAAAGUUCCUUUCAAGGAAUAUUAUCACCAUCACCAUCUGCACAAAGCCGGAAAUGGCGCCUAUCUAAGGAAGCUGAUUGUUGCUUCAAAGAAGGAAUGCUGUUGAUUAAAGAAACAAAAGCCUGCACAGCUAUGAGUUGUUUUUUAUUAAACCUUGCUGAGCUGGAAUAUCACAGGCAAUUUUGGAAAAAAAGCGAAGAAAACUUAAAUGAGGCUAUAGAGUAUCAAAAUAAAGCGGAAAUAUAUCCUAAAGAAGAAGUUUUAGCAAAAUUGAUUUUUGGUGAUUUUAAAUAUCAUGAAGGCAAUUAUAAAUAUCAAGAGGAUGAUUCCGACUAUCAAAUACAUUGUUAUAAUCUGGCACUUGAAUAUUAUAAUGAUGCAAGUCAUAUUUUGAAGAAUAUAAUGGAGAAGGAAUAUAUUUCCAAUAUAGAACCCUUUGACAUAAGCAACAAAAUUUUAAUUUCUAUGACACCAAAAUCUAAAAAUGAUAGAACAGUCCAAUAUGAAUGUUUUUCACUUGAAUACUUAAAAGCAAGAUUGUUUCGACAUCAAGGUUUAUUGUUGAGUAAAUAUGGGGAGUUUGAAAAAGGCUUGAGAUUGAUAGAAAAUGGAAGGUUUUUGAAUCAACCUUGUCUAGAGAAGGCAUGUUGCGCAGAGUAUCAGUAUUUAUUAGGCAAAGUUAAAUUAAUGGAAAUCAAUAAUAAAUUAAAGAUUAAUAACCAAAUGAUUUUUGAUAAUAUACAAGAUUCCGUACUCUCUUUACCAUCAUUUGGAAAAAAUUCAAAUAAAAAACAACAUAAUAUCAAUCAAAAUUAUUUUCCAGAUAAUUUUUUAGAGGAGAUUAAUAAAGCAAUCGAUUAUUUGGUAAAAGUUUAUGAUCUAAUAUAUGAAUGCGGACCUACACAGUUGUUACAAGAAGCUUCCCUAUGUAUUGUUAAGGCAAAUUUGUUAAAUGCUUACUGCUAUAACAAAUUUUCUGAUCAAUUAGAAAUUGCGACCAAAUGUGCAUAUUAUUUGGAAAUGACUAAAGCACUUACUGUUAAAAGGGAGUUUAUUACAAUCUUGAAUGAGAAAGCAAUAAAAUUACCUUUAAAAUAUAAUGAUAAUGAAAGAUGGCCUCAAGCAGAAACAUCAUAUCAAAAAUUUUUAAAAGAUUUAUUGAAGAGAUACAAAGAAGAAUCAUCAUUAACAUAUCAUCAAUUUCAAAGAGAAUUUAUAGACAUUAUACCUUCUCAAUGGACUGUGUGUUCAAUUACUGUCGAUAUUGAAAAUAAUGAGCUAUAUAUUUGUCGCUUUUGUCAAAAAACAUCACCAUUAUUGUUACGAUUGCCUUUGAAACGACAAUCUGGAGAAUGUGGUGGAUUUUUGUAUAAUGACGUGAUUAGAAAAUUUAAUCAAAUCAUGGAUUUAUGUGAUCAGAGCAUGAAAUUUGAUAAAAAAUGUAUGAAUAAACAAGAAAAGUCGCAGUGGUGGAAUGAAAGAAAGGCAUUGGAUGAUAGAAUGAAAACCUUACUUGAAAAUAUUGAGGAUUGUUGGUUAGGCGGCUUUAAGGGCAUAUUAAUGGCAGAUACAGACAAUGAUCCUAAACGACUUGCUAAUUUCAAAGAAAAGAUGGAUAAAUUAGCACUAAAAAAUGAAAUAUGUAGUCAAACUUUUGGUAAACAAUCAACAAAAAAGAAAAUUGAUCUUCAUGUAGAAUUGUAUAGAUCUUUUCUUCGUUUAGGACCAAAUGCAACAGAUCGAGAUAUUCAAGAUAUUAUUUAUUUUCUGGUUGACGUAUAUAACAAAAAUAAUGAUCAACAAAUCGGAUAUGAUGAGGUUGAUUGGGAUCAGCUUACUGUUGAUAUAAUAAAUGCACUAAGUGUUAAUGUAAAUUUUAAUGAUUCAAAAUCUGAUGAUCAGCAUGUUAUUUUAAUUUUGGACAAGUAUGUUCAAAUGUUGCCAUGGGAAAGUUUUCCUUGUUUACGAAAUCAAUCAGUUUCUCGAUUACCCUCAAUUUCAUUUUUAAGAGAUCGAAUUCUGUCAAUGAAACGUCAAAAUAAUAAUAAUUCAAGUAACAAUGAAAAAUAUUUUAUUGAUCCACAAAAAACGUUUUACAUUCUUAAUCCGAGUCAAGAUUUAGAGAAUACACAAAAAAAAUUUGAAGAUUUUGUUAAAAGUUUCGAAGGAUGGAAUGGUGUGAUUUGUCGUCAACCAUCUGAACAAGAAUGUAAAAAUGCGUUGAGUAACAAUGAUCUUUAUAUUCCUGCGUUGGUUGCGAACCUAUGGGAUGUGACUGAUAAAGAUAUCGAUAGGUUUAGUAAAGCUUUAUUUCAUGAAUGGAAUUUAAAACCAAAUCAUGAAUUAGAUAAUGUAAUUGGGAAUGAUACAAAAAAAAUUGAUGUAUCGUUAGUUAAAGCUGUUUCAGUCGCAAGAAAAGAAUGUAGAUUAAAAUUUUUGAUCGGGGCAGCACCUGUAAUUUACGGUGUACCUGUUUACUUAAAAUGA
Messenger RNA from Entrophospora candida, 3717 nucleotides. The record is from the annotation of a GenBank genome assembly. NCBI's taxonomy places the organism in Eukaryota, Fungi, Glomeromycota, Glomeromycetes, Entrophosporales, Entrophosporaceae.